CUUUAAAUACCGCAAGAAAUGACAAAAGUGAAAAGUCUUUCUGUGGAACAAGAUGAAAAUAAUCAGGAUGUAUUGGAAUUUGAAGAUAAUCUUGAGAAGACGUCACGCGACUUAGUCACAGAUAUUUUAAAUCGGGCUAGAUCUACAAUCGCACAUGAAUCGUCAGGUACAAAACAGAUUAUGUUGCCUUCACAAGAUUUUGUAUCAUCGCUACCACAGUUAUUGAUAACAACUCCAUCUUCAUCUAAAUAUGUCAGUGAAAAUGAUAUGAAUACGGACAAAUGUGCUGAUGCGUUUGGCAUUACAUCAGUAAAUCAUAAGUCUGUCAUAAAUGAAGAGAUUCAACCCUCAAAUUUUCAUGAACAACUAAGUAUCCAACAGACACCAUCUGAAAAAAAGGUUCCUAAUCAGUGUCAAACAAAAUUUGAUUUCAAGUCAAAUAUUUUGAAUGAUUUCAGAGGUAUUGGAGUUGGCUCAGCUACACCAGAUACUCCACGUCAAAAAGACUAUCAAUGGAAAUCAAAUAUAGAUUUACCUCCAACAAAUAAUACUACUUUCACUCAUUCAUACAACUAUCCUCAGAAACCUGUUUAUUUAAGAGAAAUGUGUCUGUCACCUUCAAGUCUUUCGUAUGAUUUAGUUAAAGAUGAUUUAUUUACGUCAUCUCGACCAACCAAUUCUAAUUGUAUUGGCGAAUUCGAAACAUCAUCUAGAAUGCUAACAUACAGACAAGACUCCCCAACAGUUAUAAAUACAGACGAUAUGGAACAGAAGUUGAAACCAUUCAGUUCACCUCUACCAAUCUAUAUUCCCUCAACAGCGUGUACACGUAUUCUUAAAAAUUCUGAAGUUCAUAGAUUUACAGGUGACUGUAUUUCACAUCCGAGAAGACUUAAACACAAUGAUUCUGAAGUUGGUAAAUUAUCGUACAGUGACAGUAUAUCUUCAGAAUUAGAAAAACUAAGUAUCGAGUAUAAAAAUGACAGUUUUAUAACAAAUAAAAAGCAAGCUAACAAACCGAAUGUACCCCGUUUACAAUUACCUUCAAGUCCAAAAUUAUCACAUUCACCUAAAACUAAUCAAAUGAGGAUUCGUCAAUCUUCAGCAGCAAAUAAAUCAAACAGUUUGAAAAUACCUAAAUCUACAAGCUCAUCAUUGUGUUGGUGGGAACCAUUUAAUCGUCAUGAUGCUCAGAUUAUGGAAGUAGAAGGAAUAAAUAAUUCACUAUAUAAUGAUAAAUUUAACCUACCUGAACCUAAUCCAGAAGUACUAAAACAUUAUUAUUAUUUAUGUGCUCAACAGCCAGUGAAAGAAGCUUCUCUUAUGAAAGCAAUAAAUGAAGCUGAAAUUCAAGCAAAAUAUGAUAAAAUUGCACAUUAUGAAUUUUUAAGACGAAAAUCUUUACAACAUCAACAUAAGCGAACUAGAUUUUUAAAUUCACAUCAAUCUAGAAAGUUCGACAUUGAAUCGAAACAUUUAAACAAAAUAAAUAAUAACAACAAUAAUAGUACCAAUCGAUCAAAUUUAUGUAGACCUGAACAUUUUACACAUUUAUUACAAAAGGAGAACAAACCGAAAAAAUCUUUUCAAUAUUCAGAUGAAGAUGAUUUAUGUUCAACUAUGAAAAAGUCAGAAAAACGACGAUCAGUAUUAAGUAGUACAAUUCAUAAUUCACAACCUAGAAGAGUAACUUCAAGAUCAAACAGUCGAGUUCGUAGUUCAUUGAAAGUACGCAAUAAAAGUUUAGAUAAAAAUGAAUAUAAUCAGAAUGAUAGCAUUAAUCAUCAUAUUCAUCUUGAUGAUCAUAAAAGAAGACUGAAUAGUUCAAAUAAUCGAAGAAUACAGAGAAGCCAAUCUCCAGUUGAAAAUAGGAUAAAUACUAUUAGAGAUUCAAAUUACAAUAGAUCGAUUCAUUCACCAAUUAGUUAUUUUUUGGAUUUCAAUGAUAAACCAGAUUAUAAUCAACAUUGUACAAAUCUUCAUUCAGAAUAUUGUCCUAUAAAUAAACAAAAUGAGGAUUCACCUACAUAUAUUAAUUCUGAGUAUGCAGAUAAUCUACCUAAACCAUUUCACUCAACAGAGUUGCAAACUGAAAACCAUUCAAAUGAAAAUGGACUACACAGCAAGAGUAUUAAUUCACGUCGAAAUAAUCUACGUACUAUUCAUCCGAAUUCUUCAUUUCAUAGAAAUUCAGACUUAUAUUCUGGAUCAUUGGAUAGAUUAAGGAGACGAUGUCAUUCAAUUGAAAGGGAACUAGGUUCAAUUGAAAGAGAUAAAUUAGAACAAGGUUUGAGUAAUCCGAUAUCAGGUGAUCCAAGAGUUGAUGCUCUAACAUCGGCCAAUAGAAUAUUACGUCAAAGAUUACAUGAUAUACAAAAGUUACAAGAAAAUAGAGAACAUGCUUUGAAUAAAGCUCAUGAAAUGGUUAAUGGUUUGUUAAAUAAGCAACAAAAGCAAGCCUCAAUAAUUCGUGAAAGUACACGAAACUUUGCACAAACACCGUCAACUUUAUUAACAAAUAAUCACGAUAUUGAUAAAGAUUUUAAUAGAAAAAGUUACAUCACAAAUUUAUACAAACCAGUGAUUAAAGAUGAUUCAUUUAAUUUGCCUACUUAUACACCAACUAAAUAUGGACAUUACCAUAAUCAACAUCAUCUUCAGUGUCAUCAUGACGCCAAUUAUAUCACUGAUCAUUAUGACCGAAAUUAUAAUCAGCAUUCACCGUAUAAUUAUUGUUCAAAUCAACGGAAACCAUUUGAUUCUAGAAAUAAUUCAACAAAUUUGUUACUAGAAAAAUUACGUUCAGAUUAUGCAGAUUUAGCAAACAGUGUUUGUCGUAUUGAAGAAAAAGCACGAGAUGCUGCCUCUUCUGUACAAUCAUUAUUAAGACAAUUUCAAAUGGGUCUUAUGGAACCGGUUAAUUUCAAUUCAAUGAAUCAAUUACUGAAUAAUGAUUCUCAUGAGUCAUUUAAUAGAGAGUCACAUUCAAACGAGUUAUAUGAUAAAUCUGUUAUGCUUAGAUUACAAAAAGCAAGAGAUACAUUAGAUCAAUUGAAAGCUGAUUCGUUUCGACCAUCAAUAAACUUUCAAAGACAAGUAGACUAUACUGUACCACUAACAAUAUCAGUAGCACCAACGACCAAUUCAUUAUUAUCGUCCUCAAUACCAGUAAUGACAACAACAUCUGGUACAGUUCCGCCAAAAAUGAAUCAUUAUAAUCUACAUGAACCAGAUUUAAAACAUCCUAAUGUGUAUAAUCGUCCUUAUACUAACUCAUUAAGAUCAACUUGGCAUAUUAGUUAA
This is a messenger RNA of Schistosoma spindalis, 3303 nucleotides long. NCBI's taxonomy places the organism in Eukaryota, Metazoa, Platyhelminthes, Trematoda, Strigeidida, Schistosomatidae. The record is from the annotation of a GenBank genome assembly.